Molecule: messenger RNA, 1182 nt
Organism: Penicillium soppii
Lineage: Eukaryota; Fungi; Ascomycota; Eurotiomycetes; Eurotiales; Aspergillaceae
Product: putative sister chromatid cohesion protein Dcc1
Exons: 4
Coding region: 1-1182 (393 amino acids)
Biological process (GO): maintenance of mitotic sister chromatid cohesion; mitotic sister chromatid cohesion
Cellular component (GO): chromosome, centromeric region; nucleus; chromatin
Source: RefSeq, a predicted model, not a curated record
AUGUCUACGCAAAAUUCGCGAAGCAUUCUUUUUACACACACCAAUCCUCAGCAGGGCUUCAGGUUACUGGAACUUACCCCGGAGCUGGAGCAACUACUGACGUCGAAAGAUGCACCUGUACUCGAACUCAAAUCACCCUCUGCAGCCCUCGCGCAGGCCGUAGUCGACCCAGCCGCCCAAGAAUACGUCAAUAUUUGCAGCGCAACGCAAACCUACCGCAUUCGCCAAGUCCAAUCCUCCAACUCCCUCCACAUUCUCCGCCCAAGCCAUGGAGAAAUCUCCAAAGCAGACAUCAAAGUCGUUGAAGAGGAUGGGGACGCUGGCGCCCUGAACCUCCCCGACGAGGCCGUAACAACCAUUGCAAAGUGCUCCUCAACACUAGAGCUACAUGUCCCACCGGGAGGGUUCUCAGCUGUCCCAUUUUUGGAAAAGAGUCUACGACUAUAUGAUCGACGCGAUGACGACGAUAUAGAAAUGGAGGACUCUGCUCGUUCGGGGCCAUUGGCAGCGCCGGAGAUGCGCGCAGUGAGAGAGCAGAUCUGUUUAGAUAUUCCUGUGUCAACGGCGCAGUUCGAGCAGGGCUGGAUGGAGCUUUGUGCAUUUGUGGACGGCGGCGAGGAAGUGGCGGCUUGGCGGCCGUCGGCGCGGGCACGUUUGCGUGUUUGGAAGCGGUUGACUGAGGGCGCUGUUCUACAGAACAUUGAUCUUGAGAAACAGUUUCUUGUUGGCGAUCUGUGGAACUCCGUUCUUGAUGAGGACGACGAACAAGAGCCGCCGUUUCCUCGCGCGUUACUGGAGGCUGUUGUGAGACGUAUCUGCGUCGCUGAUGAGCGGCCUCCAUUGGCGGAUGAGAUUAAAUGGGCAAGUUUCAACAAGGUUGAGUGUGCACAAUGGGUGGGUGAGACGUACUUAGCUGCUACUGCUCCUACUGUAUCUUCUUCUAUUGGAAGGAGUGAAUUCCUCCAUGCGUGGAAGGACUGUCUGCCUGAAUCUUGGAGGGAUGAAGCAGCGCUGUCAAAGCUGACGACUGGCUGUUACCAGAGUCCUGAUCCUACCACUAUAUGCUUUGUCGAGGUAUCACAGCGACAAGAUACCCCCAAAGCCGCCGCCGCGGGGUCAAACAACACCGCAAAGACUAAGAACGCCAGGAACUGGCAUGAGUUGCUCAAAGGCCGCCGAUGA